AUGGGCUCUCAAUAUUCAACUUCGAGUUUCGACGAAGCUUACUCAGACAAAAGCAGUUCGAAUCACAACAACAACCCAUCUUCAACCGAUACGCUGAUUCAAACUUUGCAGUCUGUUGAGUCUUUGGAAUGUCAACAGCUGUUUGAAACAGCUCCGUAUAGCAACCCUCAAAACCAGUUACUCUUUCCGGCCCGAUCACAGAACCUACUUUACGCAAACUGCUUCGACUUCGAUCUCUUCCGGACCCACAUUCAAGAGUUACCUCGAUCCACUCUCGCAUCUGAAUCCUAUCUGGUCUCCGCCCCUCCAUUGACGGAAACUGAUAAGUCAAGAAUCAUGAGUGCACUCGCCUUACAGUACGACAACAAUUUCUCUAUGGGUUCGCGAUCAUCCUUUACAUGGCCAGUCUUGGACUCCGGAUCCGGUCUCAUAAGCCCCGAAUUCGGCUCAUACGGGUCAGAUAGCAGCUUCGCAGGAUCAAGAUCUGGAACGACGAGCCCACCCAGGACAUCACUAAGUGCGGAGCAGCGCGAACUGAAGAGGCAACGAGACCAAGCCCGGCGUGAUUCGAAAAUGCACAUCAGGGGCCGCAGGGCGGGAAGCAGCUCCUCAUCUGGCGUCUAUUCACCACCUCCUUCGUUGGCAGUCAUGUCGUCAGGUGCUCCUGGCAUGCCUAUCUACACAAGCGCUGGCCCUGUCUCGCUAAUGGCUGAAACUCACACCACCCGUUACCAAGCGCAAUUCUCGCCACCUCUUCCAGACCAUCACAACACUCAGUCCAACAUGUACCAUAACUCAUAUCCCACACCCACAUACAUCAACGAUUAUGGCUAUCCUGCAUCGGCCACUCCAAGCUUGCCCUCUUACUACGGUCGCCAAAUGUCUGACCCCAAUCUCAUGUACCCUGUUUCACCUCCAACAAUGGGAGGUAGCCCUCAGGAUACUGCCGGGCAGGUUAGAGUCGUGCAGCCCAGGCCGAAGCCGCAAUGUUGGGACCACGGAUGCAAUGGCCGUCAAUUCUCAACCUUUAGCAACCUCCUGCGUCACCAAAGGGAGAAGUCUGGACAGGCAACAAAAGCAACAUGUCCAAACUGCCACGCCGAGUUCACACGGACUACUGCGAGAAACGGGCACCUAUUGCACGACAAAUGCAAACAGAAGCGGAUCGGAAGCUAGAUAUCUAAGAAGAGAAGGGGGAAAAAGGGGGGAAUAAAAAACAAAACAAGAUCCAGGAGACAGAGAGGUGGGACCGCCCG
Molecule: messenger RNA, 1256 nt
Organism: Neurospora crassa OR74A
Lineage: Eukaryota; Fungi; Ascomycota; Sordariomycetes; Sordariales; Sordariaceae
Exons: 4
Coding region: 1-1176 (391 amino acids)
Source: RefSeq, a predicted model, not a curated record